Plasmodium gallinaceum is the source of this 393-nucleotide messenger RNA. RefSeq lists its product as hypothetical. NCBI's taxonomy places the organism in Eukaryota, Apicomplexa, Aconoidasida, Haemosporida, Plasmodiidae. The coding region runs from base 1 to 393 and encodes 130 amino acids. The record is from RefSeq and is a predicted model, not a curated record. The transcript is spliced from 2 exons.
AUGAAUUCUACAAAUAACUUAAGUGGUACACAAACUUCUAACGGUACUAAUAAUCCAAUUACAAAUGAUGAUAUUAACUCUUUAAUAUCUAUGCUUCCUAUUAAUCUAGAUGAAAAUAGUAUAAUAUUUUUUUUUGCUGCUUUAUUUAUUUUUAUUUUUUUCCUUCUAAUAUACUAUUGCUCCAUUAAUGGAUUGCUAAAACCGUUCUGUAAAAAAUGUUUAGUAUGUGAGUUCGAAGGAGACGAUACAUUAGAGCUUUUGAGAUUCGAUGGGCUCGAUGAUCAUGAAGAAAACUCAACAGACAAUGAAAAUAAUUAUGCUGAAACUAAUAUAGAUGACAUAAUGGUACCAGCGGUUUGCGAAAAUUUGAGAGAAAAUGAAUUUGAAGCGUAA